CCACCUCCUCCUCUCCCCCCCUCCUCCCCUCUCCCUCCUCUCCUCCCUCCCCUCUCCUCUCCCUCUCCCCCCCUCCCCUCCCCCCCUCUCCCCCCU
Messenger RNA from Leucoraja erinaceus (little skate), 96 nucleotides. RefSeq lists its product as uncharacterized. Lineage: Eukaryota; Metazoa; Chordata; Chondrichthyes; Rajiformes; Rajidae. The annotation marks the transcript as partial. The record is from RefSeq and is a predicted model, not a curated record. The transcript is spliced from 2 exons.